UUCAAACCGGUCUACACUACAAUAUAUUCUGGUGGUGAUCUAUGUUAAACGCUCAAUAAACCACAUACUGAAGCUUUCAAACAUAGCAACCAGAAAAAAUAGUCAGCGUGCUAAAAUUUGUAUCAAUUUAAUUGUGAACUAAACAUAUAACUGUGUCAAAAAUCAUCUCAAAAAUAAUUUAUGCAUCGCUAGAAAUUGAUCACAAGUUAUUGAUUAACGUUUCCGGUGCACAUUUGAAUGGUAUUCCGGCAGCUUCGAUUAAUUUUCCAUAUUUUUCCACGUGCUCUGAAUGAGGAGUCUUGAUUGAAGUCGUCAAAAUUAUAAACUUAGAACUAGAUUACUGAGAGUAGUAGUUAUUAGUAGUUAUAAGUAGUAUAUAAAGGAAACCAUGGUCGAUAUUUGUGCCACUCCUUUGAAGCCAUCGUCGGCACCCGCCCCCUUGCGACCGAUUAUGCGCAUGGGCACCGCUUGUGUCGGACCGAGACAGUGGCAAGACGACACAGUCCGACAAAUAAAGCUCGGUCGGAGUGUGAAUCGCAGAUCGGAAAACGACCGAGAGUAUGGUCGGCAACACGACGCCUUACCACACAUGCGGGAUGUUCUAGUUCGUCAUAGCAACACAGUCGCAUUCGGAUAUGUUCGGGAGGUUCGAGUAGUCGUGAUCAAACUACGAGAGAACUUGAUCACGGAAAACGAAGAGGUGAAAUUAUUACUUCGGGGGAAAGAAGCGCUGGAAAAGAUGUUGGACAAUAUGCGGAAGGAUAUUUUGAUGAACAAGAAGUGUGUAGACAUUCGGAAAACGAGGCCGAAACGCGAGAAGGAUUUGGACGAGGCGGACAAGACGAUAGAGAUGGAGAGAACUGAGCUGGAGAAUCUGAAGAAAAACUUGGAGGGACACUUGAAGAUAACGAAGAAACACCUCAUUUUGAUGGACCAAUCGCGCAAGAGACUAGCCAGAGUGCUGGACGAGAGAAGUGAAGUGCUGGAACUGAUCUGCCAUUCUCGCAACUCGAUCCGACACGACCACCUGCUCAAGAGCCAACUAAUGUCCCCCUCUUCUGUGGGGGGAGGGGGCAUGUUGCAGAAUGCACUGGGCAUGGAUAGCAGCAGACCUAACACCACCACAUCUUCCACCGGAAUGAAGACACCCAAACUGGACAGCCGCAAAAUUACGGAAAUUCUGGCCAAGACAGCGAACGUUGGAGAUGAUCUUCUGGCUUCGGAAAGGGGAGACAGAGGCGCUAUGAUGAAGUCUGGAGUGUACACUGCGAGGACCUUCAGACCCCUGGACGGGGAGAGACCUAGCACCCCUCCCCUGAGCAACCUCGGACCCUACACUCCUGAGGCUGCGGAGGCUAUUGAUGAGUCACGUGACCUGAUUGAGAAGAGCAGGCAGCAGAGAUUGAGUAUCGCGGAGGCGGUGGACGAGGCGGCCAGGGAGGCCAAGCGACUGCACAACUGUGUCAAUGAUGCCCUCACACAGCGACUAGCAGAGACCAUCACCCUAAUGCAACACUUGAGUAUGGGGGAGGCGGAGAACAGGACUGCGUACAACAAGAACACGCGGCACUACGAGAUGACGGAUGUGUCUAGGGGCUACAAUCUAGGCCCAGUGGCCUACUCGGACCUACAGAGCAGAGAGCGACUGGACAGACCAAUGGUCAAAGUCUACAACAGACAUCCAGGCACCAACGUGCCAGAUGCCAGGGACCUUAUCAGGGCCAACAAUCAGCUGGAAGAUUCACUGGAGAAGACCCAGAAAAACUUGGCCCUUCUUCAUCUGUCCAACAUCCGGAUUAAAGAAGAUCAAAGGGACAAAAAGGCAGCAGCCGACAUUGAUGCUACAAUCAUCCGGUUCCGAAAGAAGAAAGCCGACCACAGAUGGGUACCCGGAGAACAAUAGACACUCGGAACCUCCGAUAAACCCACAAAAAUUCAACAUAGUCUCCAAGAAAAACACCCAUUCAACUUCACUGUGAAGUUCGCUUGAAUAUCUGACACUUACAUAUAUAAUAGAAAACAGUUUGGAAAGUUAAGAAAAUCUUGAAGCUAUUUGUUCGCGAGUUUCGCAAUGUUUCUAAAGCUAAUGUGUCACCACAUUCAUUAGCCAGUCACAUCAAAACCAUCAAAUUCAUUUGCACGCGCGCUCAGAUGGACGUCAUGUGCUUGUUGGCGUGGCUCUUAUUAGAGAUAUAAUUAUGAUGAUCAGCUAUCAGUGUUUAAAUUAAUUACAUCAAUGUCAAAUUAGGUCCUUACAAAGAUCAGUACUGCCUUAAAAACUAAAAUAACAAAUUGGAUUUCAAUUGGAAGGUUUUUUGCCUUUUUCUUAAA
Molecule: messenger RNA, 2331 nt
Organism: Symsagittifera roscoffensis
Lineage: Eukaryota; Metazoa; Xenacoelomorpha; Acoela; Convolutidae
Product: tektin-like protein 1
Exons: 6
Coding region: 389-1903 (504 amino acids)
Source: RefSeq, a predicted model, not a curated record